AUGUCAUUCAUCGGAGCUUUCAGACAAGCUUUCGGGUCUGAUUCUAGCACGCUAGCUCCUACCAGCAGAGACAGCACACACGCAAAUAAGUCUUCCGAUAUGUAUGCUGAUCAAGGAGAUCUCGGCAGCAGAGACAGCAUAUACACAACCAAGUCAUCUAGCACAUUUUCUGAUGAGGAUUCCUUCCAAGAUAUCAGCCAUGAUAUUGAGCUCGGCAAACUUCCAACCCACAAACCACAAGCUGCUAAUGCACCUACCAACAACGAGGCACCUCUCUGCAGCAAGCUCAAGCGUGAGAUCAACAACAUGCGCCGCACCGGAUUUCUUGACUUCAUGAAGGUCCCCCUACUCGCUGGUAUGCUCUGUCUAGUCAUCGUUAUCCCUAUCGAUUUAAUUCCCAUGUUUACGGACAUCAGCUAUCGCGUCGCUUUUGCUUUCAAAAAUACCGAUGUCAUCAACGGCACUGUGAAUUAUGGGAAUGGUACUAUUGCUCCGCUCAAUGAUGUCAAUCUUGCUGGUUCAAACCUUACAGUUUAUACAUGA
Molecule: messenger RNA, 543 nt
Organism: Sclerotinia borealis F-4128
Lineage: Eukaryota; Fungi; Ascomycota; Leotiomycetes; Helotiales; Sclerotiniaceae
Source: the annotation of a GenBank genome assembly